CAAACGUCACCUCGCGCUAAAAUGUUUCGUUACGAAAUUAAUUUAAAAUUCGAACACUUUUAAUAUAUAUUUUUUUAAUUGUGUGCAAAGUAAGAUGCGUUCAUUAUCAAAUGAUAAUAACGGAACACCUUCGCUGGCAUCUGCAAAGAGUUCCAGCAAAAACAGUUCUACUGUCGAUGGAAUGGAUGAUGCGCAUGAACUGGUGUCUGCUGAUAUCAUCUACGUAGACAGCGGCAUAAUCUCCCGGAAAUACGAUGAGCCGCUAUUCGAUGAAGUGGAGGAGCUUCUGGGUGCCUCCCCAGCUCCCAGACCUUGCACUCUUGUAUGGCGUGACCUCUCAGUGCAUGUAAAACUCAAAGAUGGAAAGCUCAAGAGACUGGUUAACAACGUUAGCGGCAUCGCCAAGCCGGGGACCUUGGUUGCUUUAAUGGGGCCCAGUGGGGCUGGCAAAACCACAUUGAUGACCGCACUAGCACACCGAAGUCCAGGCGGGACGAUCAUAGAUGGCGAGGUAGCAAUGAACGGUGUCCCGGUGGGAGACUUCAUGCACCGGGAAAGUGGAUACAUGCACCAGGACGAACUCUUUGUGGAGAACCUCACAGUUAUGGAACACCUAACCAUCAUGGCUCGACUCCGAAUGGACAGACGUACAACCCCCCUUGGGCGUCGAAGAAAAGUCAACCAGCUAAUGAGACAGCUUUCUCUAUACGGAGCCAGGCACACACGGAUCGGCGGUCUGGAUGGACAGAAAACACUUUCGGGGGGCGAGAGGAAACGGCUGGCCUUUGCUUCAGAGCUCUUGAUCGACCCAGGCCUUCUUUUCUGCGAUGAACCCACAACAGGAUUGGAUUCGUCUUCAGCGCAGAAGUUAAUGACACUACUCAGAGCAAGCGCAGUUCAGGGCAAAACAGUAAUAUGUACGAUACACCAGCCAUCAUCAGAACUUAUGGCGUUGUUUGACAAGCUUGUGUUGUUAGCUGAGGGAAGAGUGGCUUUCGCUGGCAACGCUUCAGGAGCGCUGGAUUUCUUCGAAAGUCUGGGCUAUCAGUGUCCCAUCACUUACAAUCCCACAGAUUACUUCAUAAAAGUCCUAGCUCUUACACCCGGUUCAGAGGGUGCAUCGCGACAGGCUAUCAAGAGUGUAUGCGACAGGUUCGCUGUCAGUGAUGCUGCUAAGGAACUCGAUAUGGAGAUCCAUUUGGAAUUCCAUCUGAUGGAUAAUGAGGAUCAGGACCUAAGACGAGUGAAGAAUAAUAAUUACAAGCCACCGUUACUUCACACAAAAAUCACUUGGCUAGUCUAUAGAUAUUUGCUCAUAAUAAUAAGAGACCCUCGAGUACAAUUCGUCCGAAUAUUACAAAAGUUGGCUAUAGCACUGACAGCAGGGUUAUGCUUCAUCGGGACAGCUCGUCUCACUCAAGCUGGUAUCCAAGAUGUCCAAGGCGCUCUCUUCAUAAUCAUAGCGGAGAAUACUUUCUCUCCGAUGUACUCAGUACUACACAUGUUUCCUGAAGAGUUCCCAAUGCUCCACAGGGAACUGAAAGCCGGAUUGUAUUCUACGCCAGUUUACUACGUCGCUAGAAUGGUGGCUCUGUUUCCAGGUCUCGUGGUUGAGCCAGCCUUGUUCACACUUGUGGUGUAUUGGGUUGCGGGACUUCGUGGCACAUUAUAUGCUUUCGGAUUUACUGUUUUUCUUUCCAUUUUGGUCCUUAACGUGGCCAUCGCGUGUGGAUCAUUCUUUUCGUGUGCAUUUGGAUCGAUGCCACUCGCAAUAGCGUACCUGGUGCCAUUCGACUACUCGCUUAUGAUGACGUCCGGACUCUUUAUUAAACUAAGCUCAAUACCUAAAUACAUAUCAUGGAUUCGGCAUUUAUCGUGGCUGAUGUACUCAAACGAAGCUAUGAGUAUACUACAGUGGGAUGGAGUUGAGAACAUUACGUGCACGGUUCCUCAAGAAGGAGUGCCCUGCGUGAGCACCGGUGAAGAAGUGCUGGAGAAGUACGACUUCGAGCCGAACCAGUUCUGGAUGGAUAUCUUAGCGCUGUUCAUCCUAUACCUCGCCUUCCACCUCCUAGCGCUAUUUUCUUUGAGAUAUAGGACUAGAAGAAAAUAAUGUUUUAUUUAUGUAUUUUAAUAGCAAAUCUUACUAUAAAAAUAGCUAGAUUAAAUUAAUAAUAUAACCUUAGUUAACAAUACCUACUACAUUCAAUAAACAAUAUUCUUUCCCGCUUGGAAUGGUGCCAAGAAAGCCGGAAAUGCUAGGGUGAAGCUAACUAGUGUAAAAUGAGCUUCAUUUAAACACAAAAACAUUUUAGGCACCACUGUUCGUUUUCAGUAAACCUAGGGAACGCUUAAAUCGGA
Molecule: messenger RNA, 2361 nt
Organism: Pararge aegeria (speckled wood butterfly)
Lineage: Eukaryota; Metazoa; Arthropoda; Insecta; Lepidoptera; Nymphalidae
Gene: -w-2
Product: protein scarlet-like
Exons: 14
Coding region: 95-2113 (672 amino acids)
Cellular component (GO): plasma membrane
Molecular function (GO): ABC-type transporter activity; ATP hydrolysis activity; ATP binding
Source: RefSeq, a predicted model, not a curated record